Molecule: messenger RNA, 1049 nt
Organism: Annulohypoxylon maeteangense
Lineage: Eukaryota; Fungi; Ascomycota; Sordariomycetes; Xylariales; Hypoxylaceae
Product: thioredoxin-like protein
Exons: 2
Coding region: 133-918 (261 amino acids)
Biological process (GO): protein folding
Cellular component (GO): cytoplasm
Source: RefSeq, a predicted model, not a curated record
GGCAACCAAACAAUCAAUUGAUCUAUAUCCACUUCAGUCUCGUUCCAAAUCUCACGAAAUUUUAUUUUAUCAUCUUUUCAUUCACCUUUAUCAAAUUAACAACUACUACCUAAUUGAACAAAUCAAACUAAGAUGGCCGCACCUACAGAUCAACGGAUAGCUGUCCCUAUCGACGACCCCAACGCAGAUACCGAAUGGAAUGACAUACUCCGCAAACAUGGAGUUAUACCCGAGAAACCUCCGUCUCCCACACCCAUGAUCGAAGAAGCCAUACUUGAAGGCCGCAGAAUAGCACAUGAGAACAGGUUGGAGGGGAAGGAACUCGAUGAGCUCGAUGCUCUAGAAGAUGAAGAAGAUGAGGCUUUCUUAGAACAAUACCGACAGAAGCGCAUGCAAGAGUUGAAUAAAUUGUCCAAAAAGUCAAUCCAUGGCUCGGUGUAUCCGAUAUCGAAACCAGACUACUCCCGCGAGGUCACUGAAGCCUCUAACAACGGGCCUGUAUUUGUGAACCUCGUUUCCUCACUAGGAACGAACGUCGAAUCGAGAGUUUUAUCAGAGCUUUGGAAGCAAGCGGCGAAAGAAUACGGUGAUAUCAAGUUCUGCGAAAUAAGGGCGGACAAAGCUAUUGAGAACUAUCCAGAUCGCAAUUGCCCUACUAUCCUCGUGUACAAGAACGGAGAUAUCGUCAAGCAAGUAAUCACUCUCGUUACCGUAGGCGGAGUACGAAUGAGUAUGCUGGAGAUUGACAACUUGCUGGUCGAGGUAGGCGCAGUCAAUGAGAAGGAUAUGAGGGUCGUCAAGAGAAAGAGAGAUGCCGAAGAUGCUAGGGAAGAACAACUCAUGAGUAAAGGAAUCAAGAGUGGGAAUUUAAGACAUGCGACUAUUGAUGACGAGGACGACGAUGACGACUGGGAUUGAGACCAUGCGCAUUGGGGUCAUAUCGCUCUCCCAAUUUAUCUACAUCUAAAUCCCUAUAUCUGCAAAUCCAUUAUAUCCCGACUUUGCAAGCAUUUAACGCAUUGCCUACGAUAACAUCGAUUUACAGGGGG